Molecule: messenger RNA, 1914 nt
Organism: Penicillium cinerascens
Lineage: Eukaryota; Fungi; Ascomycota; Eurotiomycetes; Eurotiales; Aspergillaceae
Product: fungal specific transcription factor domain-containing protein
Exons: 3
Coding region: 1-1914 (637 amino acids)
Biological process (GO): DNA-templated transcription; positive regulation of transcription by RNA polymerase II
Molecular function (GO): zinc ion binding; sequence-specific DNA binding; DNA-binding transcription factor activity, RNA polymerase II-specific
Source: RefSeq, a predicted model, not a curated record
AUGCGUUGGGUACCCCACUUGCUCCAACUGUGCAUCCUCCGGCCAACCUUGCUCACGGUCCUGCGUCGAAUCGAAGACCUGGAAGCUCGGCUGGCUGCAGCGAUAGAAGGAAAUGCAUCCAAUGCGGUGCAUAAACCCGAGCAGGCCUCGGGAGUGUCGGGAAAUCCCUUGUCGCGCCGCUCAGACAUGAAGAAGCGUCGUCUGGGCGACGGAGUCCGCUUUUUGAGCCUAUGCCAUGAUGAGAUCGGAGAACCCGCUUACCUCGGGCCAUCUUCUGGUCUCUCAAUGGCGGAGAAUGUUAGUCGAAUGGUUCACAACGCGAUCGGAAUGAAGCUGUUGCCUAUCAAUGAGAGUAUUCAGCAGCCCGAUGGGCCAUUACCAAACGCCGUUAAAUCCAAAAUUGUUCCUCCAGAUGAUGCAACCGGAACACAAAUUCUCGAUGCAUAUUUCAAUAACAUGCAUAUGCGACUCCCAUUUCUGGAUCGGACCGAGAUUUUUGAGUUACAUUCCAAACGGUAUCAGAUCACUGAAGUCACCCCAGAAGCGCAGUUUGCUCGAUUUAAAUUAUUCAUGAUCUACGCGAUCGGAGCUACAAUAUGCCAAAUAACAGAAACGUAUGACUCGACAGCUCCUAAUGAUUAUCUGAUCGCCGCAUUGGAGUUCGACCCGACACUCAGAGAGUCAAUCUCCGUUGCCAGUAUAGAGGCAACGAUGCUGCUUGUUCUGUACAAUCUUCGAUCGAAUUCAAAUUCGAGUAUUUGGUAUAUGAUUGGAUCGGCAAUGAGAACCUGCGUGGACUUUGGAUUCCACAGAGAAUCUUAUUAUCGAAGAAUGGACCCUCAUGAAGCGGACUCACGACGCCGGCUCUUUUGGAGUGUUUAUCUCAUGGAGAGGUACACAGCAUCAUCCUUAGGAAGGCCUUUUAGUAUCGCCGAGGAGGAAAUUGAUGUGGAACUUCCACCAAAUAUAGAUGAUUCGAUGAACAGUGAUGAUUUGAUUGACCGGAUGUUCAAUUAUCACAGUCGAGGAAAGCCACACAAAGCAAGGCUUGGAAGAUUCAUAGCCUUGAUUCGGCUGCAACGGAUAGUCUCUCGAAUCCACACACGCAUCUACCGUGUCGACAAGCAUAUCUCCGCUCUACGUCCAGAGGUUGGUCCUCUCAUGUCUUCUUUACAGGAAUUCAAAGAGACUUUACCACCCCUUGACUUGCAGGAAGGGGACUUCGUCCAUAUGCACUGGCACAACUCUGUCCGCAUACUUAUACAGCCCUUCCUGAGUAUCCUGCAUCCGCAAGACAAACUUAUAAGUACUUGCCUCUUUGCCUCGGGGCAGAUGUGCCAGUUUUUCAAGCAGAUGCGCCAAAGAGACUCGUCUGGCUACUCAUUUCUACUCGUGAAUUCAAUCUUCAUGGCUGGUCUCACGAUGUGUUUUUGCGUAUUUCGAUCUCCCGGCCUUUGGACUCCAACUAUCUCAAAUGAUCUCCGUGCCUGCUCCUCGGCACUAUUUGUCAUGGCUGAGCGUAACCAAAAAUUGAAAAAUUACCGGGACGGACUCGAAACCAUCAUAAAUCGAGCGAUGGAUUUCGUUCAACAAGCCUCUGACGCACAGAAAUCAAACCAAGGUGGCAUCCAUACAGAGGAGGUAACUGGAUUCGCGCAGCCGUCAGAAACCACACAGAGCCUCGAAAUACAGCUUCACCAACCCAAUGCAGUUGAUGCUUGUGGCCUAGACACUGAGGCAUUCAACUUUCCCGACGACGAUCUUUUUCAGCAUCUUCGAGAUCUUCCGUUCAAUUUGCAAGAUAGUCUGUCUCGAGACAAUGUGGACGUCCUGCAUUCGCUUGAUGAUAUCUUCUCCGAUGACUUUUGGGUUGCUGAUGCUUUUAAUACACCCACGUUAGAUGGGUUCGAGUAG